UCCAGUUGUUUUCACAUCGCCUCACCAACAAAGAGACCCGGAGCUGCUGUCUCUUACAUCUCCAAUGUGGUGAGUGAUGCGCAACUAAGGACCAAAGCUCCUUCACGCCGAGGCGAGAACUUCGAGAUAAAGAGUAGAACCAUUUCCUUUUUACACUCAAUAAGAUACAUUAGGGAGAUAGUUUGAAAAGUUCCAGAAGGAUUUGAUUUAACGCAAAGAGGGAAAAUGGUGUCGGCCGGACUGGAGAUCCUGGGACUGUCGCUGUGCGUAUUCGGCUCGCUCCUGGUGAUGGUUUCGUGUGGGCUGCCCAUGUGGAAGGUGACGGCUUUCAUCGAGGCCAACAUCGUGGUGGCCCAGACGAUCUGGGACGGUUUGUGGAUGUCGUGCGUGGUGCAGAGCACGGGUCAGAUGCAGUGCAAGGUGCACGACUCCGUCCUCGCUCUCGGCCACGACCUCCAGGCGGCCCGGGCGCUCACCAUCAUCUCCUCCGUGAUGGGCGUGCUGGGGCUCAUGGUGGUGAUCGCGGGGGCGCAGUGCACCAACUGCAUCCGCGCCGAGUACGUCAAAGCCCGGGUGGUGAACGCCGGAGGGGUGGUCUACAUCGUGAGCGGUCUGUUUGUGCUGGUGCCACUCUGCUGGAUGGCCAACAGCAUCAUAUCGGACUUCUACAACCCGCAGGUGCCCCCGUCCAAGAAGAGGGAGAUCGGCGCCGCGCUCUACAUCGGCUGGGCGGCCACGGCGCUGCUGCUGGUCGGGGGAGGGAUGCUGUGCUGCUCCUGUCCCUCCAGCGGGAACUCCGGAUACUCUGCAAAAUACGCACCGACCAAGAGAGUCACGCCGAACGGGGAGUAUGACAAGAGGAAUUAUGUGUAGCGUAUGUCACGGUAUGUGGCUCGCGGAUGCGCGGUGCGUAAAAGUGACCUGCAGCUAUUGGAGAAAAAAACUCUUCUUUUUUGAUGGACUAAAUCUUUCCACCUGCAGUUGUUUUGUUUGCAUUUGUUUUUGUUGUUGUUGAAAUGUGAACUUUGAAAAAUCAAUGGAGACACAUCUGAUGUUUUUUUUUACACUGGCCCUUCAAAACGCACGGACCACAAACACGUUUUGUAUCUACAGAUUGUUUUGUGUUGAAGACUAUCGACUACAAGAGGUAGCUCACAACAACAAAAGGAAUAUCUUGGUUAGGUACCUGCUUUUGUAUGUCUUCGAAAUGAAUCAUGCUUUGACGUGUGUAUACCGCUGUAACGUGUUGUAUUUUCUUAGAGGAGCUCUCGCCAUCGAAUAUAUACACUUGUUUUUGCCUUGAUGUGCAUUGUCAGCACAAACUUUACAGGAACCGAGAAUGAUUGCACUCCCACACACUCAAAGACCCGUUUCCUCUCGUGGGACUAUCGCGCCGACAUGUUGGGCACUCCAACAAUGUCUAGCAGCAAUAAAGCGUGAGAAGGAAAAGAGCGCAUCAAUAAAUCUCGGCCAGCCUUUUUUUGUGUUGUUUCAGAACUUUAUGGCGGUGAGUGACUGUGAACAUUUUUACAAUCUGUAAAUGUGGACCUGUAACUUGUGUGGGAUCACAACAUUAAAUGUUAUUGCUUGCAGUCCGCUAUCCGGCUGCACUGAGCACCUGCGACGUGUCUUUGUGUGUGUGUGUGUGUGUGUGUGUGUGUGUGUGUGUGUGUGUGUGUGUGUGUGUGUGUGUGUGUUUGUGUGUUUUUGCAACACUGUCACUGCAGGAAGUUUCUUUUUCUUUUUCACUCUGAACAAACUUCUGGUUUUCUAUUUCGUUUGUUGACCUUUAAUGUAAUGAUUCAUCAUUCGUGUAUAGCCUACGCGCAGAUACACGAAUAUUGCAUAGGCCUAUUGUGUCAUUUUACUUUAAGAUUAAACUGAAUAUAUUGUCUGGAAAUCA
Molecule: messenger RNA, 1903 nt
Organism: Pseudoliparis swirei
Lineage: Eukaryota; Metazoa; Chordata; Actinopteri; Perciformes; Liparidae
Gene: cldn5a
Product: claudin 5a
Exons: 1
Coding region: 226-873 (215 amino acids)
Biological process (GO): cell adhesion; bicellular tight junction assembly
Cellular component (GO): bicellular tight junction; plasma membrane
Molecular function (GO): structural molecule activity
Source: RefSeq, a predicted model, not a curated record